Messenger RNA from Ostrea edulis (European flat oyster), 3084 nucleotides. Its product is annotated as minichromosome maintenance domain-containing protein 2-like. The record is from RefSeq and is a predicted model, not a curated record. Bases 16 to 2013 code for a protein of 665 amino acids. The transcript is spliced from 22 exons. Gene Ontology annotation, molecular function: single-stranded DNA helicase activity; DNA binding; ATP binding. NCBI's taxonomy places the organism in Eukaryota, Metazoa, Mollusca, Bivalvia, Ostreida, Ostreidae. Gene Ontology annotation, biological process: double-strand break repair via break-induced replication.
UAAAGUCCAUUGACAAUGGAAGAAUAUUCCAUGAGCUCUCUGAUGGAAGAUGUUGUGCAAUUUUUGGAUGUCAGUGGAAAUAUGCAGCGGGUGAAAGACACUGCUUGUAAAUUCCAUACUAUGUCAAAGGAAAUUUUGAUCUACAGAUUUGAGCUGGUUAUUGAUGCAGUACAUCUCAUAGAAACAAGUGCUUCACUUGGAAAUUUCCUCCUCUUUCAACCCAUUAGAGCGAAUGCAUUGUUUCAGAAGGUAGUUGGUAAAGCAAUUAAAGAACUAGGAUUAUUGUCACCACAUGUCUCAGAAAGCCAGGUUUCUGUAAGAACAAAGCUGACAUCAUUGCCUAGAUCCAGAGCUACAGAAAUCGAAACAUACAACCAACUCAGUUGUUGUGGAAAAGGAUAUGUAUGCUGUACUGGUGUAGUCUUGGGGAAAACAGAGACCUCGAAAUACACGCAAAGUACUCGUUACAUUUGCACAGAUAAAUGUUGUGAAGGAAGUGAGGGAAAUCAUUUCAUUAGAAUGCAUGUUCCUGGAGCUCUAGAAUUUGAGACUAUUAGGAACGAUUUCAAAUGCAGGUUUUGUGGACAUAUUUUGGAAGAGGUUGUGUCUUGCAGGCAUUUGUCUGACAAAAUGAUAGCAGAAAUAAUUCCAGAAAAAUACCUGAAAUACAACAAUCUUGCAAGAUUCAAGCAGCAGACAGUCGCACUACUGUUGAGAGAUGAAUUGACAGUAAAGUUGAAGAUUGGACAAAAGUAUACAAUUAUUGGAAUACUAAGAAAUGAUUUAUACUCUGACAGAAUUAUCACAGCCAUAGAGGUGAACAAUGUGUUAGAGGGUUGUGUUUCAGAAAAUGCAAGUAUACCCAAAAGCAUGCAGCUAUAUUGUAAGUAUAUUAGGGAGUAUAAUUUUCCAAAAAUGUUGGCUUACUUUUUUGGAGGUCACAUCUGUCCUCCUGGGACAUUUAUGAAGCUCAAACUGUCGUGUUUGCUGAGUUUGGCAUCCUUUUUGCAUGAACAGGCCCAGCCAAUGCAUCUUUUAGCAGUAUGUAGAGACACAGAAAUUCUCCAUCGACUCCUCCAAUAUGCAAUGCAGUUUACCCGUAGGAGCCUGGCUCAUUCCUCUGGGAACCAUCUAGCUGCCAAAGUUAUUCCUGAUAAAUAUAACAGUUCCAAUUACUUUAUUGAGGGAGGAUCACUAUUGUUAGCAAGUGGUGGAAUAUGUUAUGUGGGAGACGUCAGAAAAUUAAAAAAACAGACCUUUGAAAGACUACAAUCUGUUUUGUCUAGUGGAAAAGUUCUCAUUGAUAUAGACAGUAAGUAUACAAAAGGACUAGCAGUGACCACUGAGCAACCUCUAUGUUCCACUAUCUGGGGUUAUGUUGACAAGUUUCAUCUGAAGAAACCAAGAGAAGAAUUCCUAGGUGGUGGAGAAGUAAGCUGUAUGUCAAGAAAUUUGGCUGAAGCCUUCAGCAUUGUACAGAUCACUGAUAGUGAUCAGCUCUCACACACUGAAGAAGUGGAUUUUCACAUCUCAUAUCAGACCCUUCAAAUCUCCAUGGAGGGAGCAAAGGAGAGUUUGCAUUUCCCUCUGUCUUUCAAUGACUUUGAGAAGUAUUUCAAGCAUAUACAGAAAAUACAUGUGAAAAUGAGUCCAGGAGCAGAAAAUCUUCUUCAUGAAUAUUAUCUUGCGACUCGGAGAGCCAGAAAUUCGACUGAUGUCAGCAUUAUAACAACUAAUACUUUGUCUACAUUAAUAUCAAUGGCACAAAGUCAUGCCAGACUUUGCCUUAGAACUAGUGUAGAAGAAGAGGAUGCAUUGGAAGUGAUUCUGUUGUACGAAGAAUCUCUGACAGCCAUGUUUGGUCCCUCCAUAUUGAGUAUUCCUCCUGUGUCUCAUAUCUCAGCAAACUUCAUUAAAGACUACCUUGAUAACCAGAAAAAUAGGUUCGUCUUAAAGAUGUUUCAAGCAAGGUUACAACAGUUUUCUGGCUUGCACCGAGGAUAUGAAGAAUAAUGGAUUCCAUAAAAUGAUAUAGAAAUAAUGGGAUGAGACCAGAGCUGCUCAUCAUUCUUUGCCAGCAGCUGUAAUAUUACCAGGAAAUUACCUUUAUUUGAGGAAUCGCUUGUGGUAUCAUCUCUGUGUCCUCGGAGAGGAAUAUUUUGUUUCCCACAAAGAAUGAUCGCAUCUACUAUUUUCUCAAGAAACUUUAUGUUGUGCUGAUACUGUGCCUGAUUUUGCUGAUUGAGUUUAUACGGAAGAGACGAAGUUGGCACUUCGGAUGUCAUCUUGGUUGUGUGAUAAACAGAUUUGGCACUCUUGUGAUGUUCUGAAUUUUGAUGCUUUAAAAGGGCAGAUGUUUUUCCAAGUGCUUUCUUAUACGCAGUAAAAGGUUACGUAACAAAUGUAUUUUGAUGUUGGACAUCUGACUGAGGGAACAUGACACAAAACUUACACAGACCGCCAUUUAACAGUUUGCUGAAGGUCAACCAUGAAAACUGAUUCAUCCAAGAAGAUUGAAAUGAUAAAGUCUUUUUGAGUUCACCCGUAUUCGUUGUUUGAGCACGACCUGUUUUUAACUUGGCGACAUCGUCUGGCAAGGGUUGAUUCUGAAUAUAACUUAUCUUUUCAGCUGAGGACAUUAUGUUGAACUUUAUUGCACCUGUUACAAUUUUACCAAGAUCAGAAAAAUCCGAAUCGUCAAAAGAUGUUUUAUCUUUAUCAUGUUCUGUUGUCUUAAUAAAUUCAUUGUCAUCAGAUUUAAUAUCCGUCUUUUCAUUUUGUGAGUCCAUGGUGAUUUCCGGGGUAUCAUCUGAAUCAAUACAAAGUUUUGACUUUUUAUGGGCAGGCUCCUUCAUUUCAUUGGAUUCAGUAGGUAAAACUGGGAAACAAACCACAAAAUGAUUUGGUGACCAAUUGUUUGGGUUGCUAUUUUCAGUGUGUGACCACAUGAUGUAGAUGGGAGAACCCUGACGUACCUUUUCAUCUGAAAAUGGCUUUAUUUCUUGAUGAAGAAAAUGUCUGUUUACAGCAACAUUUUGUAUUGUUGGAUAAAUGCUAGAUAUUAGAUGAUUCAGGGCAUUUGUC